Messenger RNA from Sciurus carolinensis (gray squirrel), 3735 nucleotides. It is a transcript of the gene Ifitm10, whose product is annotated as interferon induced transmembrane protein 10. The record is from RefSeq and is a predicted model, not a curated record. NCBI's taxonomy places the organism in Eukaryota, Metazoa, Chordata, Mammalia, Rodentia, Sciuridae. The transcript has 3 exons. Gene Ontology annotation, cellular component: plasma membrane. The coding region runs from base 560 to 1258 and encodes 232 amino acids.
UGGGUUCAUAACCCCAGGCCUGGCGUGGACAGGGCUCCAGGGACACAAGUGCUGGCCCCGGUGAGGGACCAGGGGCCAGGACCCUGGAGCAGAAAACGUGACCUGGGGACAGAAGAACUUGCUGAGCACCUAUGCAGGGACAGGCUGCCCUGAGAGGUCACAGGAUCCAAGACUGGAUUAGAAGGACAGGCUGGGCUCCGGGGGUGUCGGGCUUCAGAAGAGGGUCCGGAGGAGCAGGAGGAGACACUGGAAGUAGUGAGGGACCUGAACGUGGUGUGCUUGGGACAGAAGGGACUGGGGAACAGCCUUAAGGAUACAGAGAUGACUGGGUGGGGUUGUGAGGUGCCCCCUCCUCAGGGACCCUGAGCAAGGAGUGUGAAGGCCAGAGAUACUCCAGAGGCGCCCUGGCCGGGUAGUCUGUACAGGGGCAGAAGAGUGGCAGGACCCAGGCUAGCGAUGAGGCUGGGCACAGCAAGGCGACCAGGAUCAGAGGACCUCACGGCUGGUGGGUGGUAAGGCUCAGGAGUCAACGGGGUCUCGACCUCAUGGGACCGACCUCAUGGGACCCGGUCAAGUACUCUGCCAUGGGGCCAGAGGAGGUGGCAGGUGGGCUCGACAGGCCCAGAAGAGGCACAGCCGGCGGCUCGGGGGCUCCAAAAGCAGAAGGCAGCAGGUCCUGGACGGGUGGAGCGCUAGGGGAGAAGAGCAGGAGGAGGGGGCUCUCUUGGGGAGGCAGGCCCAGGGCCCCAGCCAGUGCCCAGCCUUGCUGGGAGCCCCGGCCAGCACCACGGACGGCACCCAGGAAUCCCGAGUCCCCCUGGACGGGGCCUUCUGGAUUCCAAGGCCCCCCAUAGGUUCACCCAAGGGCUGCUUUGCCUGUGUGUCCAAGCCCCCGGCCCUGCAAGCUCCGGCGGCCCCUGCCACUGAGCCCUCAGCCUCACCCCCCAUGGCGCCCACUCUGUUCCCCAUGGAGUCCAAGAGCAGCAAGACGGACAGUGUGCGGGCAGCGGGUGGCCCCCAGGCCUGCAAGCACCUGGCCGAGAAGAAGACCAUGACGAACCCCACCACCGUCAUCGAGGUGUACCCGGACACCACGGAGGUGAACGACUACUACCUGUGGUCCAUCUUCAACUUCGUCUACCUCAACUUCUGCUGUCUGGGCUUCAUCGCCUUGGCCUACUCCCUCAAACUGCUGCAAAGUGCCUGGUCUUAUAUUCAGGUCUCUGGUCCAUCUCGAGUCGUCUUUUGUGCAGUCUGAGCUCAGGGACCAGUCUCAGUCUUCUACGCGUGGACAGCCGGUUUUCCCUGCCCCACUUGUUAAGGAGGCCGUCUUUCUCCAACGCAUGCUUUUGGCCCUUUUGCCCAGGAUCAGAUGACUGUGUCUGCUUGGUUGGUCCCUGUGUGCCCUGCUCUGUUCCUUUGGUCGACAUGUCUGUUUUUAUGCUGCAUCAGACUUUUUGUCACUGUGGCUCUGUCAUAUAAAGUCGGGUAUCAUGAUGCCACCAAGAUGGCUCUUAUUUCUCCUUAUAUCAAGGAGAGAAAAGGACAGGCCAAUACCUUUGAUGAACGUUGAUGCAAAAACAAAACAUUAGCAAACCAAAUUCAAAAACACAUUAAAAAGAUCAUACGGCAUUGCAAGUUGGUUUCAGGGUUGCUUUGUCUAUUCUGUCUUUUGUUCUUCCACGUGGACUUCAGGUCUGUUUUUCUAAUUCCGAGAAGAAUGUUAUUGGUAUUUUGAGGAGGAUGACAUUGAAUCUCUAUAUUGCUUUUGGUAAUAUGAACACUUCAACAGUAUUAAUUCUGUCUCUCCAUGAACAGGGAAAGUCUUUCUGUCUUCUUCAAUUUCCUUUUUCAGAGUUCUGUGAUAUUUUAUGCAGAAGUCUUUCGCCUAUUUGGUUAUAAUCAUUCCUAAGUAUUUUUUAGAGGUUACCAUAAAUAUAAUUGUUUUCCUGAUCUCUUUCUCAGUGGAUCCAUUAUUGGUGUAUAGGAAAGUCGUUGAUUUUUGUAUGUUGAUUUUAUAUUUUCUACUUUGCUGAGUUGAUCAGCUCUAGAAGUCUGGUGGAGCUUAAGGGUCUUCUAAGUGUAGGAUUUUAACAUCUGCAAAGGGAUAAAUUGACCUUUUCCUUUCUAUUUGUAUCCCUGUAUUCCUGUCUCUUACCUAAUUGCUAUGGCUAAAAUUUUGAGUAUUUGUUAAGCAGGUGUUGGGAGGUGCACAUCCUUGUCUUGUACCUAAUUUUAGAGGAAAUACUUCCAGUUUUUCCCCAUUCAGUAUAACCUUGGCUUUAGUUUGCCAAGUGCAAUGUUCAUGAUGUUGAGGUGAGUUCCUUCCAGUCCUAGUUGCUUCUGGGUUUUUAUCAUCAGGGCUAUUGAAUUCCAUCAGGGGCUUCCUUGGUAUUAAUUGGGGUGAUUAUGUGACUUUUGUCCCUGGUCCUAUUUAUGUAGUGUAUUUUGUUUAUUGAUUUGCACGUGUUGAACCAUCCUUGCAUUCCCGGAAUGAAACCAACUUGCAAUGGCGUAUGAUCUUUUUAAUGUGUUUUUGAAUUUGGUUUGCUAAUGUUUUGUUUUUGCAUCGACGUUCAUCAAAGGUAUUGGCCUGUCCUUUUCUCUCCUUGAUAUGUCCUUAUCUGGAUCUGGUGCAAGUGUGACCCUGACUGUAUGGAAUGAACUUCUCUCCCUUCCUAGUUCAUGGAUUAGCUUGAGGAAUCUUGGCUUAGUUCUUCUUUGAAAUUCAUCCUUCUUCUUUCCCACUCUCCUCUCUCCAUCUGAUUCGCAGCCCCUCACCGUCCACCUGCCCUGUCUCCCACUGCCCUUCCCUUACCCUCCAACUAGCUCUUCCACCCGCCUCCCUCCUUUCCCUGUCCUGGCUCCCUGCAUCCAGUGCUGCAGGUGCAUCCUUUCGUCCUCCUUCCUCUCCUUCCUCCUUUGGUUCCUCCUCCCUCCUGCCUUCUCCCUCCGUCCACCCAGCCGCACUUCCACCUUGUGCCUGUCUACACACCCACGCCCCCGCAUUCUUCCCCAGCAAGGUUCCAGGUCUGCCCAAUGCACCACCUUGCGGUCUGGGCCUCAGUCCGUCCAAGUGUCCAUGUGCUCACCUUUCGUCCUUCAACAGCCCCAGCUGGCUACUGCAAAGGCCUGUGUCCCUCCUCACCACCUCUCUCCCUCCUGCUCUUGCUCCUCCUAGGCUUUGGUUUCUGCUUUCGGUAGCUCAGACCUGCCCUUAAUGGACUGUGUAGGAGAAGGGGGACAUCCUAAGACCCACCCUGGACACAGGCAGCCCAUUGGAAAUGGCACAGCUCUGCCCUCUGCCUCCCCAAGGCAGCCUGGCCUCUGCCCCUCCCACUUUGGUUCCUCCCCAGAGGCCCUGGGUCCCUGCCUGUCCCCUGGGCAGUGCCCCGUCUCAGGGACAGGCGUAGCCCCCAGCCUCCAGUUUCCCUGCCCUGAGGCCACCUUCCUUCAGCUUCCAUCAUGUCAGACUUGCCCGGAAGCAAAUCUGAAGAGGUGUUCCUGGCACCGCGCCCCACGUGUCAGCACGUGUCCACUCCCGCCCCUCCGCCCUCACUCUGAAUCACUGGGGGAGUCUCGCCCGUGGCCUGCUCCCCAGACAGGUGUCUCUCAUGGAGGGCUGUGCGUCCUCACAGGCAGUCCCUGGCCGAGGCCCGGCUCACACCCCACUGCAGCCCUCCCGCUGGACCCUGUGCCGCUGCCCCAGGGCUGUGAUCUCACCCCCUCUUCUGG